Messenger RNA from Rotaria sp. Silwood1, 1790 nucleotides. The record is from the annotation of a GenBank genome assembly. Lineage: Eukaryota; Metazoa; Rotifera; Eurotatoria; Philodinida; Philodinidae.
AUGCAAGGUAAUGAAGUACCAGUCGAAUGGCGUGGAACUUUAUCAAACGUAAUAUAUCGUUAUGGUGGAGAACUUCGUGAAGCAUCUACGAUUGAAGUAAAAAUAUACAAUCGACUUGAAAGAAAAGACACAUAUAAUGUGAUUGGAAUAAUGAAAGGUGAAAUUGAACCAGAUCGAUAUAUUGCUCUUGGAAAUCAUCGUGAUUCUUGGGCAUUGGGUAGUGUAGAUCCAACAAGUGGAACAGCUACUCUUCUUGAAAUAACAAGAGUACUUGGUCAAAUGUAUAAAAAUGGAUUUCGACCACGACGAAGUUUAAUGUUUUGUUCAUGGGGUGCUGAAGAAUAUGGACUGGUUGGAUCAGUAGAAUAUGUUCAGGAAUAUGUUAAAGUACUUGGUGCUCGAAUGGUGUCUUACUUGAAUGUAGAUGUUGCAGUUGAAGGCAACCAUACAGUUAGUAUUAAUACUUCACCAAUGUUGUAUGAUGUUAUUGUCAAAGCAGCUAAAAUGGUUCCAAGUGCUUAUGAUCCUGUUGGACAAACUGUCUAUGAUAAAUGGAUGAAGGUUAAUCGAAAUAAUAGAACUAAUGAACCAAAUAUGAUAUAUGGUCUUGGGUCAGCCAGUGACUACUAUGCCUUUGAUCAGUUAGUUGGUUCAUCAAAUGUGGAUAUAACAUAUAGUUACAAUGUUGUUGAUCAUGGAAAUAUAAGUUCAUAUCCACUUUAUCAUACAUCCUAUGAAGUGUUUUCUAUGAUGAAAAAACAUGUUGUCUAUGCACCAGCGAAAAUUAAUGUAUAUGCAGCAGAUGGUUUUCCUUCUCUUAGUGAUGCUAUUAUCAGCGAUGACUCAAGAGAAAUCGCUAAUCAAAUAGCGAUAGCAACAGAUCUCACUUCACGUCCUCAUCUAGCUGGUCUACCUGAAGAUUUAGAAAGUGCUCAAGUCAUCGAACAACGAUGGAUAACUGAUGGUUUAAAAGUAACGAAACCAAAAUAUAAUGUUCUUCUUUCUUAUCCUGAUGAUAAUAAUCCUAAUCGAGUUACUCUCACCAAUAGUGAUGGCACGCUCAUUUUUCAAACAGCUGGAGUUGAACAUGUCUAUGAUACAACACAACCAAAAACAGUUAAUCCAUUUAUUGCUUAUACACCUAAUGGAACUGUCUCUAGUAGUAAACUGUACUAUGCUAACUAUGGUGAACUUGAAGAUCUUCAAAAACUAGCAUCUAUAGUUGGAAAUGCCAGUCUUCAAAGUAGUAUUAUCAUCAUGAGAUAUGGUCGCAUUUAUCGAGGAGAUAAGGUGAUGCAUGCUCAAUAUUUUGGAGCUAUAGGUGCAAUAUUAUAUAAUGAUCCAGCUGAUUAUGCUCCAUUUGGAACAACAUCUGAUCAAGUUUAUGAUCAAAAGUGGUACAUGCCUCCAAGUGGUACACAACGAGGAUCAUCCUAUACUUCGUUUGGUGAUCCUUUGACACCUAUAUAUCCAUCAACAGAUUAUAUGUACAGAGUGAGAGAAGAUAGUGUCACCUUUCUACCUAAAAUUCCUGCUCAACCAAUUGGGUAUGGUGAAGCUCAGAUUAUUCUUCAAUAUAUGCAAGGUAAUGAAGUACCAGUCGAAUGGCGUGGAACUUUAUCAAACGUAAUAUAUCGUUAUGGUGGAGAACUUCGUGAAGCAUCUACGAUUGAAGUAAAAAUAUACAAUCGACUUGAAAGAAAAGACACAUAUAAUGUGAUUGGAAUAAUGAAAGGUGAAAUUGAACCAGAUCGAUAUAUUGCUCUUGGAAAUCAUCGGUAAGAUUUGAA